This is a messenger RNA of Urocitellus parryii (Arctic ground squirrel), 1316 nucleotides long. RefSeq names its product carboxypeptidase A4 (gene Cpa4). The record is from RefSeq and is a predicted model, not a curated record. Lineage: Eukaryota; Metazoa; Chordata; Mammalia; Rodentia; Sciuridae. Gene Ontology annotation, molecular function: metallocarboxypeptidase activity; zinc ion binding. Gene Ontology annotation, biological process: proteolysis.
GGGACAUGAGGUGGAUACUGUUCUUUGUGACCCUUAUUGGGUCAAGCAUCUGUGGCAGAGAAAAAUUUUUUGGGGACCAAGUUUUUAGGAUUAAUGUCAGAAAUGGAGACGAGGUCAGCAAACUGACUCGACUAGUGAAUUCGGACAACUUUAAGCUCAACUUUUGGAGUUCUCCCUCUGCCUUGGGCCGGCCUGUGGAUGUCCUGGUUCCGUCUAUCAGUCUGCAGCCAGUCAAAUCCUUCCUGAAGUCCCAAGGCUUGGAGUACUCAGUGACAAUUGAUGACCUGCAGAUUUACCAAGAGAUGGACAACAUUGCCACAGAUUUCCCUGACGUGGCAAGCAGGGUGAAGAUUGGACAGUCAUUUGAAAACCGGCCGAUGUAUGUCCUGAAGUUCAGCACAGGAGGCGAGCAGCGGCCGGCCAUUUGGCUCAAUGCAGGCAUCCAUUCCCGCGAGUGGAUCUCACAGGCCACCGCCAUCUGGACGGCGAGGAAGAUUGUGUCUGAUUAUGGGAGGGACCCAGCUGUGACCUCCAUCUUGGAGAAAGCGGAUAUUUUCUUGUUGCCUGUGGCCAAUCCUGAUGGAUAUGUAUAYACACACACUCGAAACCGAUUAUGGAGGAAGACGMGGUCCCUGAAUCCUGGAAGCCGCUGUGUUGGCACUGAUCCAAAUCGAAACUGGAAUGYGAGUUUUGCAGGAGAGGGAGCCAGUGAUAACCCUUGCUCUGAAGUGUACCACGGCCCCCAUGCCAAUUCUGAAGUGGAGGUGAAAUCGGUGGUAGAUUUCAUUCAAAAGCAUGGAAAUUUCAAAUGCUUCAUCGACCUGCACAGCUACUCACAGCUGCUGAUGUAUCCCUAUGGAUACACUGUCAAGAAGGCCCCAGAUGCUGAGGAGCUGGACGACGUGGCGAGGCAUGCCGCUGCAGCUCUGGCUUCCCUUUCGGGCACUAAGUACCAAGUGGGCCCAACCUGCACCACCGUGUAUCCAGCUAGYGGGAGCAGCAUCGACUGGGCAUAUGACAAUGGCAUCAAGUAUGCAUUCACAUUUGAGUUGAGAGAUACAGGACAUUAUGGCUUCCUUCUUCCAGCCAACCAGAUCAUCCCCACCGCAGAGGAGACCUGGCUGGGGCUGAAGACCAUCAUGGAGCACGUGCGGGACAACCUCUACUAGACAAGGAGCCCCCUCUGUCUACAUUUAUUUGUCCCCAUAAGCACAUCAACUGAGGCCACUCUUAAAGAGCUCAUUCCUUCAUGUGUGAGUCAGAGCGCUUUGGCUUGGUAGAAAACAUAGGCCAGCCCUCUGCAGCCCCGCUCUCUG